AGCAGCUGAAAGACGUCGCUCGCGCUGCUGUGCUCGGGCUCACGCGAACGAGGAGAAGAGAGAGAGAGGGAGAGAGGGGGAGAGAGAGAGGAGGAAAAAAAACAGAGGGGGUCUCGAGAAGGAGAGGCGACCGAAAAAAAACUUGGACAGGGCUGAUAAGGAAAGCGAGAGAUGCAGUGAAGGAGGAGUGACACGCCUCAGGUCAAAGGUUAACGCUCACCAGGAAGUGGAGGUGCAGGAUGCAGUCUCGCGCGCAGGAGCAGCCGUUGGCACUCGCCGCGGUGAAGUCACACUGUCCGACCAAUGGGAAAGAAGAGGAGGUGAACACAGAUGCAGAUUCCAUGGACGAGGAGGCGGAGUUUAACUGGGAGGAGUACAUGGAGGAGACGGGGGCCAACGCCGCCCCUCACACCACCUUCAAACAUGUGGAGAUCAGCCUGCAGAGCAGCUUCCAGCCCGGUAUGAAGCUGGAAGUGGCCAAUAAGAGCAGCCCGGACUCGUACUGGGUGGCCACCAUCAUCACCACAUGUGGCCAGCUGCUGCUGCUGCGCUUCAGCGGCUACGGCGAGGACCGCAAGGCCGACUUCUGGUGUGACGUCAUGACGGCCGAGCUGCACCCGGUGGGCUGGUGCACCCAGAACAACAAGACCCUCAUGCCCCCCGAAGAUAACGUUUACCUAAGAAAAGCCAUCAAGGAGAAAUACAGCGACUGGACGGAGUUCCUCGUUCAGGACCUGACCGGCUCCAGGACGGCGCCGGCCAACCUGCUGGAGGGGCCUCUCAGAGGUAAGAACACGGUGGAUCUGGUCGUCGACGGCUCGGUCUUGGAGCUUCAGGACGUCUCGGACCCGUUCCUGUACUGGCCUGUCCGGGUCGUCCAGAACGUGGGAGGGAGGCUGCGUCUACGCUAUGCCGGCCUCUCCGACGACCACCAGGCUCAGGACACCUGGCUGUUCUACCUGGACGUCAGGCUCCGCCCGCUCGGGUGGGCUCUGGAGAACCGUCUCGACUUAGAGCCGCCCACAGGGCUCCGGUCUCUGAAGAGCGCCCCCGACUGGCAGCAGGCUCUGGAGGACGCCCGACUCGACGGCCAGAAGAGCCCGCUGCCGCUUGAGGUGUUCAAGGACCACGUAGACCUGCCUAAGCACUCCUACACUGCGGGGAUGAAGCUGGAGAUGGUUUCUCCGUGGGAGCAGCUCCAGAUCUGCCCCGUUUCUGUCGCCAAGGUCUACAAUGAGAUCUACUUCCAGGUAGCGCUGGAUGAGCUCUCCGUCGACACUAAGCCGCGGUUUGUGGUGUGUCACGCCAGCUCGCCCGGCAUCCUGCCCGUGCAGUGGUGCCUGAAGAACGGCGUGGGUCUGGAGCGGCCCCGGGGCUACGAGGGCCAGGACUUCGACUGGGCCGACUACCUGAAGCACAGCGGGACAGAGGCGGCCCCUGACGCCUGCUUCCCUGAUACAUGGCAGAACAGAGGCUUUGCCAAGGACAUGUGGCUGGAGGCGGUGAACCCUCGCCGGCCAGCGGAGGUGUGUGUGGCUCAGAUCACACAGGUCAGAGGACGCCUGCUGUGGCUCCGACUGGAAGGUGUGGCGAAGCCCCUGUCAGAGUGUAUCGUGGACGUCGAGUCCAUGGACAUCUUCCCUGUCGGCUGGUGCGAGGCUAACACUUACCCUCUGACCCCUCCACUCAAACCUGUCUGCCAGAAGCAGAAGAAGAUAGCGGUGGUCCAGCCAGAGAAACAGUUGGCUCCGUCCCAGCCGGUAGAGACGACUCCCGUCUACCACUGCCAGCCCGUCACCACAGAUCCAGGCUCAGCCAAUGGCAGAUACUGCUGCUCCAAGAUCUUUGUCAACCACCGCUGUUUCUCAGGACCGUACCUCAACAAGGGUCGCAUCGCAGAGCUGCCGCAGGCCGUCGGACCCGGGAAAUGCACGCUGGUCCUCAAAGAGCUGCUGAGCAUGCUGAUCAACGCCGCCUACAAGCCGGGACGAGUCCUGAAGGAGCUGCAGGAGCUGGAGGAUCAGAGCUGGGACUGCCAAGAGGAGACCCUCAAAGCCAAAUAUAAAGGGAAAACGUAUCGCUCCACCAUCCGGAUAGUCCGCCUCGCAGACCAGAUCCCAGACUUCUGCCGUAAGGUGUGCGUGAAGCUGCAGUGCUGCCCGAACCUCUUCAGCCCCGUCCUCGUCACCGACAAGUGCCCGGAGAACUGCUCCCUUCAGACGAAAACCAAAUACACCUAUUACUAUGGGAAGAAGAGGAAGCUGUCCAAGCCGAUGGGAGGAGAGGAGACAGCGGAGGGAGAGCUGGCCAAGCCGACGCGCCGCAGGAAGAAGAGGAAAGCUAUCUUUGUGCAGAAGAAGAGACGCUCGUCCACCGUGGACUUCACUCCUGCCGGCUCACCGCAGGACAGCGACGAGGGGGAGGAGGAUGAAGAGAUGGCGAUGCAGUCGGGCAGUGAGGGCACCAGCUCGGAGCCGCGCGAGGACCACACCGACGCGUCCUCGGUGGAGGUGACCAGCAGCAGACCUCGCCGGGCCGCGACGCUGCGCAGGGCCUUCAGCGCCGGCAACGCGAUGGCCGUCCAGGAGGCCCCCGAGAGCCGCAGGAGGUCAACUCGCUCGCUGUCGGCCUACAACCAGAACAACAAGUAUCAGCCGUCCAAAGGACAAGACAUGCAGGUGCAGACAGAGAGACGACACACUGAUGGAGGUUCAGCCCUCACGGUGGUGGAGGAGGAGGGUCAGCUGGUUUUGGACAGAAAUCCUCUGGAGUGGAGCGUCGACGAAGUUGUGCAGUUUAUCAACUCUACUGACUGUGCAUCCCUGGCCAACAUCUUCCAGGAGCAGGACAUCGACGGUCAGGCCCUGCUGCUGCUAACGCUGCCCACCGUACAGGAGUGUAUGGACCUGAAGCUCGGCCCCGCCAUCAAACUGUGUCACCAGAUAGAGCGCGUCAAGGUUGCCUUUUACAGACAGUACGCCAACUGAUCCAGGAGCAGCAACAGCGAGUCCCCCGCCUGAGCAACUCCAGUGGAAGGAAAUGUGGUCGUGCACGACUGGGAAGUGUUGGAUUAGGCGCCUCCUGCUGGAAAACUUUGGAUGUUUUGGGAACGUGUUAUUGCGGAUUUCCAACUUGCAAGGUGGAGUGGCUGUCCUGGGAAGACAAACUCAGCCACAACAGGAGAACAUGAGGAUUAAUUUCUGGGAUACUUUCUGUGUGAAAAUGUGAUGCCACAAAAACUCUCCCACAUCGUCGACUCGGGCAGAACCAAUCACCUCAGAGUCGAUCCAUGUGCUUUACUGAUCUGUGAAGAAGUUAUUUUGAGAAGCUGAGGACUCGUUUCUGAGGUUGAGGACAUUUGUGUUUAUUUCUUGCUUUUCAUUUCCAUAUUAUUUGUGAUAAGAGGAGCAUUAUAUCAAUUAAGUUAAAAAUAAUUAUUGACCAUAAAGAGUUCGCCCCUCCUUUUUUCUGUGACAUGAUUGGUUCUGAAAAGGUAUAUUUGAAAAGUAUUUAACAAACCAAGUAAUAAUAUAUUUGGAAUAUUUAUUGUUAUCCUAAUUUAUAAGGAGUAUCUAUUUGGACAUAGAGAAAAGAGCUGAACACAUUAACUCCUUUUCUACUGAAACAAACCCAGAAAAGAUGUUUGAGUUAUUUAAAGAAACAGAAACCAGGAUCUGCAUUGGUUUAGAUUUACACUUCACUUGGUGUUUCCAGAGAAAAAAGGUGUCCCACCUGUUGUUGGAGAAGAUAACUCUCAUAAUAACCCUCUGAAAUACUUUGAACCCAGUUGUGCUCACAAUCACAUGAAACAAUCAUUUAAGCUAUUUUGUGUCCCAUCUAUGCAAAUGUGUUGCGAAUAUUUUUGAUAAGUAAGAAAAUAAAUUUCUAUUGAUUUUUAUCUGUU
This is a messenger RNA of Chelmon rostratus (copperband butterflyfish), 3904 nucleotides long. It is a transcript of the gene sfmbt2, whose product is annotated as Scm like with four mbt domains 2. Gene Ontology annotation, molecular function: histone binding; transcription corepressor activity. NCBI's taxonomy places the organism in Eukaryota, Metazoa, Chordata, Actinopteri, Chaetodontiformes, Chaetodontidae. Gene Ontology annotation, biological process: regulation of DNA-templated transcription. The record is from RefSeq and is a predicted model, not a curated record. Bases 240 to 2987 code for a protein of 915 amino acids. The transcript is spliced from 21 exons. Gene Ontology annotation, cellular component: nucleus.